This is a messenger RNA of Candidula unifasciata, 1548 nucleotides long. NCBI's taxonomy places the organism in Eukaryota, Metazoa, Mollusca, Gastropoda, Stylommatophora, Geomitridae. The record is from the annotation of a GenBank genome assembly.
AUGUACCAAGCAACUCAGUCUGCGUUUAUUUUAACUUCCCGCGGGGCGGGGUUUCUCACCACAAGACGAAUCAAGUCCUUCAAAUGUUUCGUCAUCGGUGCAGUUAUCAUAAAUUUGCUACUGUUUCUAUCAUUGGCGUGGAAAAAUGCACCUAGAUCUCCACUCAGCGAUGUAAUGAAUGCAGGGCUAUUGGAUGUUGCUAGCAAUAACAACCCUAAUGAAAUACAGCCUAAACGCCCUUUUGAACUAGGAUUGCCAAAGGGCGGAGCCAGCCUUGAAGCCACUUCUGGUUGGACGAUACAAGAACAAGAGGCGGUACGCAAGUCGGCAUGCAGCUAUAGAACUGCUGUGUAUAUGAAUAAUAAACAUAUCGAUCUCAACCUUCCCCCUUUUGUGCAUCAUGUAAAAAGUAUGACCUGUCUAGAAGGUGGAGAAAUCGCAAUUUUCGAUGAUAAAUUUGUUAAAUUUAACAAUGUGAUAAUUGAUUCAUCAAAAAUAACUAAUUUAAGAAAAGGAGGCGAGAAAAUGGAAGACGUUUGGAACCAGAGUGAGGAUGAAGAAUAUCUUAAAUUAGAGCCUGGUUUUUUUAAGGCCUCAUGCCUAAACCCACCAGUGUUCAACUUUCCCCCGGCAGAUCAUCUGUUGGAGUGGGCCAAGUCGUUACAGUGCUACACAGCCAACGAAACAGUUCUCUCGCAGUACCCACUGUUCACAGGAACCACGCUGGCAAUACAGCGGUAUGAAUAUGUUAAUCUUUACCAUACUAUGACAGAUUUUUACAACGCUUUCGUCCUAAUGUUAAUUUUCGGAGUCCCGCCGUCUAAGCUAAACAUCCUAGCUGUAGAUGCUCAUCCAGAAGGUGCUCUAGACCCGGUCUGGAAAACUCUUUUUGGCAAGUUCUUUCGAGCUGGGCAUCUUAAAGAACCUACAGUAUUUGAAAACCUCGUUUGGGGAUUGCUAGGAUACUUCAGUCCGCUGAACGAGCACGAGAGAACGGAAGUGCCCUAUUUAACUGAAUUCCGUGAAUUCUUUUUGACUCGACACAAUAUAUCCACAGAUCAUGCAAUAAACUGUGACAGACUCAAUGUAGUCAUCAUCUGGCGACGAGACUACGUCGCGCACCCUCGGAAUCCUAAAGGAAGCGUCGUUAGAAAGUUCGAUAACGAAGAAGAAAUUGUUCAGCAAGUUAAAGAAACACUGGGACCCGGUGCAAAUGUCCAAGGCAUGCAGCUAGAUAAUAUGCUAAUGCAGGACCAACUUCAUGUCAUAGCCAAAACAGAUAUUCUGAUGGGCAUGCACGGAGCAGGGUUGUCCCAUAUCCUCUUCCUUCCAGCCACAAGCGGUGUCAUAGAAUUCAAGCCAGAGUACUCGAACCCAGCCCUGCAGCACUUCAAAGCAUUCGCAUACUGGCGAAAGCUACCAUAUACCAUCUGGCACAAUUAUGACACCAACAACGAAAAAGAAUUCCAUAAAACUUACAUUCCCAGAGAUAUUGUUAAGAAAACCGUUACUGAAAUUUUCCAAGAAAUAUGUAAAACAGUGCGAUGA